Molecule: messenger RNA, 3781 nt
Organism: Microtus oregoni (creeping vole)
Lineage: Eukaryota; Metazoa; Chordata; Mammalia; Rodentia; Cricetidae
Product: Bloom syndrome protein homolog
Exons: 11
Coding region: 99-2387 (762 amino acids)
Biological process (GO): DNA replication; double-strand break repair via homologous recombination; telomere maintenance
Cellular component (GO): cytoplasm; nucleus; chromosome
Molecular function (GO): ATP binding; 3'-5' DNA helicase activity; hydrolase activity, acting on acid anhydrides, in phosphorus-containing anhydrides
Source: RefSeq, a predicted model, not a curated record
UUCUUGCGGCGCGAAGCGAGCGAAGCGGGGCGCCGGAGGGCCUCGUCGGCGCGCGGAGUUUGGAUUUAGGUUGGCGCGGCGUGAGCCUGAGUGAGAUCAUGGCUGCUGUUCCUCUGAACAAUCUACAGGAGCAACUGCAGCGCCACUCAGCCAGAAAACUUAAUAAUAAAUUGAAUCUUACAAAACCCAAAUCUUCAGGUUUUACUUUUAAAAAGAAAACAUCAGAGGGCGAUGUGUCUGUAACCAGUGUGUCAGUGGUAAAAACCCCCGCGCUAAGUGAUAAAGAUGUGAAUGUGUCUGAGGCCUUUCCAGUCACGGAGCCUCUGCUGCACACACCAAAGCAGCAGCCUGGGACUGGUGACUCCUUCAAAAACUCCCCAGGAGGACAGCAAACCAAGGGGCCCUGUCCUGAACCGCCACUGCUGGACUUGGCACAGACUCCUCAGGAAGUCUCAGCUAUAAAAACCCCAGCUGUAAAGAAACCCCACAUUGCUGUUUUCAAGAAAUUAGAAUUUAGUUCUUCACCAGAGUCCCUCAAUGACUGGGCUGAUAUGGAUGACUUUGAUAUUUCAGCAUCCGAUGCAUUUGUUUCUCGGACCAAAAAUCCUGCCGUAAGAGCAAGCACCGCUCAGAAAUCAAAAAAGACUAAGAGAAACUUUUUUAAACCACUAUCUCAUAAAGCAAGUACAGUAAAGGCUUAUUUGACACCUUCCCCGGAAAACCCACAAGUGGAUUUAACCAAGGACCAGAAGGAUGAGUCAGAAUGCCUGAGCAGUGAUGUGAUUGUCAUCGACAAUGACCCUUGUUCUGAAGAGCUCAUGAAGAAAGAUACUCAGGAAAGUCAGUCUUUGGAAGCUCAUUUGGGAGCUGAAAAAGAUAAUAGUGAAAAGAAGAAUCACGUAGACGAAGUUCAUUUACAGUCAACUGAGAAACCUCUAUACUUUCAACUUGAUGAUGAUGACUAUGAUAUAGAUUUUGUUCCACCUUCUCCCGAAGAAGAAAUUAUUUCUACAGCUUCUUCCUCUUUGAAAUGUUCCAGUAUGCUAAAGGAUCUUGAUGACUUGGAUAAAGAGAAAGGCAUUCUUAGUACCUCAAAAGACCCUUUGUUGAAAUCAGAGAAAACAAAUACCCAGGAGCCUGAUCCAGGAGCCAGUACAGACUGUGACGACAAACAGAUGAGUGUACAAGAGCGACUUAUUUGUGUGAUGGAGCACAUCUGUAAACUAGUUGAUGCAGUUCCUACUGAUGAACUGAAAGCUUUGAGUUGUGGGGAUGAGCUGCUUCAACAACUGAACCUAAGAAGGAAGCUCUUGGCUGAAGCUGAUUUUAACGGAAAGGGUGUCAGUAUUCUGGGUUCACUGUGGAGAUGCAGGCCUGAAUCACCUGGUAACACUGCACAGGGCGAUCCCUGCCCUGUGGGGCGUCCUACUAAGGAGUGCAGUUCUUCAUCCUUUCCUUCACAUUCCCUUUCCACCAAGGAAUGUUUACCAACCACCACUCCAGGAAAGACAGGGUUCUUAGCCACCACGAAGGACCUCCUUGAAAGGCCGUUAUUGAAUUCCCAUUUACAGAAGUCCUUUGUAAGUAGCAACUGGGCUGAAACACUAAGGACAGAAGAAAGAAAUGAAAGCUCUUAUUUCCCGGGAAAUGUUCUCACCAGCACCACUGUGAAAGAUCAGAACAAACACGCUGCCUUGGGAAAUAACUUAGAGAGAGACGUCGAGGCUUCCUUUGAUAUUGAUAACUUUAACAUUGAUGACUUUGAUGAUGAUGAUGAUGAUGACUGGGAAAACAUAAUGCACAGUAUUUCCGCCAGCAAGCCCUCCACAGCUGCCUACCCACCUAUCAAGGAAGGUAGGCCAGUUAAAUCUCUGUCAGAGAGGAUUUCCUCAGCCAAGACACAGUCUCUUCUAGUGGCAUCAACUGCUCAGAAGAGUUACACUGAUAAGAUGGAACAAAAUUUAUCAUCAAAAAAUCUGAAACAUGAACAUUUCCAAAGUCUUAAUUUUCCUCAUACAAAAGAAAUGAUGAAGAUUUUUCAUAAGAAAUUUGGCUUACAUAAUUUUAGAACUAAUCAGCUAGAGGCGAUCAAUGCUGCACUGCUUGGUGAAGAUUGUUUUAUCCUAAUGCCCACUGGAGGUGGUAAGAGCUUGUGCUACCAGCUGCCUGCCUGUGUUUCUCCUGGAGUCACUAUUGUCAUUUCUCCCUUGAGAUCACUAAUAGUAGAUCAAGUCCAAAAGCUGACUUCCUUUGAUAUUCCUGCUACAUAUCUGACAGGGGAUAAGACUGACUCAGAAGCUGCAAAUAUUUACCUCCAGUUAUCAAAAAAAGACCCAAUUAUCAAGCUCUUGUAUGUCACACCAGAGAAGUUUGUUCUGAACAUUUGAGAGUGUGUUCAGGCCUACCGUUUCGACCCUAAUGACUUGAGUGUGCGUCUCCUGACCAUCUAGCUUCCCUUAGUGAUUUCCUCAGGAAAUGUGCAGCGGCUCAUACUGUUCCUUACCCUGUUAACCUUACGGUAAGGACCUUUCUAAAAGAGAAUUUUCUUUUCUCUAAACGGUUUUAUGGGUUUGACAGUUUAGAAGCCUGUGGGCCAGUUUGGAAGACUGUACCUCAACUUGAGUUUGUCUUGUUUCUUGCUGAUUAGAUUCAGGGCUGUGGCAGAUGUGGUGGCCUGUUCCCACAAGAGCUAUCAGAAGACGCUGGUAUUGACUCAUCCGAUUACCAGUGAUGUUCGUUAACCAGUCACUUGAUUAAAAUAGUACUGCGGCUGUUUCUCCUUCGUACUUUUUUGUUCCCCUUGUAUCUUUGGAGUUAGUAGAAACCCAGUGGUAGGAGUUCCCGGGACUGUAGAGCUACCCUGUCAGACAGCAGAGUCCCCAACAAGUUUUAAUUUCCAUUAAUGAUUCGUUCCCAGUUAUUACUUUAAUGAAUGCCAAGUUCUGAUUUUACUAAUAUAGCCCAUCCUGGCAUAAUGAGAGUUAAGUGUUUAUCAGUGUGAACUUGUGGAUUGUUUAUUUAGUAAGUUUCAAUCAGUUACCACUAUGUAUUUUGAUGUUCCAAUUGCCUAGAUUUGACGGUGAGGAAAUGUCAUCAACUUGGCUUGUGUCCUUUACAUAUGUCCCUGUCAAGACAUGCUUGGGAUGUCAUUGCUUACAGACAAAGCUAGAGUGCAAGCAUGUAACUCUCUAUAUGUGUAAUACAUAGAGUUUCCCCAAAUAGCACACACAUACCAAACACACAUCUCAAAUACUGUUAUCAAGCUGGCAGGGUGGCCCAGUGGGUAAGUGUGCUGGCCGUAUAAUCCAAUGACUUGAGUUUGAUCUUGGGGACCUACAUGAUGGAACCAAACACAUUAAGUCUUCUGACCUACACACAUGUACACGCACCCACUCCACACAUGCACACACAUAAAAUAAAUAAGUGUAAAAAAAUUAAGUUCCAUUACCAAAGUAAAUAAAUAUAUAGUUACCUUCAGAUACGCUGAGGCAGACAAAAGUUUGAGCCACUAACCUGUAAGUAAAACUGUUGAAUGUGAGUAAGCAUACUAAAAUGUCCCCUUUGCUAUUUACUUCUGUUCUCUUCAUAGAUAAGGGCUAGUUUAAUAGGGUGUGCUUGUAUGGUGGUGACAGUGUCAUUCAGAUGCGCAUUCAGAACUCUCCCAUGUCUCUGAUCCAGGUCUGUGCAAGUAACAGGCUGAUUUCCACUCUGGAGAAUCUGUAUGAGCAGAAGCGUCGGGGGCGGGGCUGGAGACAGCGCCUGCUCCUGGGAAAGAGGCUCA